AUGAUCCCCGCUAUUGUCCUCGCAAAGGUGUUGCCGGCGUUGGCAUUGGUCGGCCUGGCGCUGACUGGUCUUGAGAACGUCCCGGCCGCCGCCGCUCACUCGCCCUCCCGCCGUGGUCACUCACACCAGCACCUCGCCAUCCGCGCGGCCGUGCAGCAAAAUACCGGCGCCCAGGAGAAGAAGCGCGUCGUCAUUCGUCGUCGGGCCAACGGGACCCAAUGCCGAGUCAGGGGCGGCGCCCUUUCUCCCUCGGCCAACACCAGCUCCGCCGCUGCUGCUCCCAGCUCUGCUGCUCCCGCUGCCUCAUCCGCCGCCGCGCCCGUUGUCGCGCAGGAGAUCCAGGCCCAGCCGCAAGUCGCUAGCUCCGCCGCUCCCUCCCCGGCCGCUCCCACGCAGAACAACCAGAACUGGGCGGCUGCCUCGUCUGCUGCUGCUGCUCCGGCUCCGGCAGCGGCCUCGCCAUCUCCGGCCGCGAAGAACAACAGCCCGGCCUACUCGGGGUCGUCCGGCGGCGCAUGGGGCGGAUGGACCAACGUUCACUCCAAGCUCGGUAAUGCCUGGCCGAACGGAGACUGGGCUGGGAAGGACCAGCCUGACUAUGUCGGGAACUAUAUCGGGUCUAAAGCUUCGUGGUAUUAUACCUGGAGUCCCCACGCUGUGGGAAGCGCCGAUUCUCUCGGUCUCGAAUUCGUGCCCAUGCUUUGGGGUCCCCACCAAGUCAGCGACUGGUGGUCUCAGCAGGCAUCAUGGCCCAAGACGGUCAAGAAUGCGCUUUUCUUCAACGAGCCCAACGAGCACUCUCAGUGCAACAUGGCCGCAGGCGACUCGAUCUCGUACUGGAUGAACGACUUCCUUCCUCUCCGGUCCAAGGGCGUCCGUCUCGGUGGUGCCGCCACCACGUCCGCGCCUUCCGGUCUUGUUUGGUCGCAGGACUUUGAGAAGCUUUGUGUUCAGUAUGGUAACAGUAAAGCCGACUGUACCCCCGACUUUGUUCCUAUCCACUGGUACGAUGUCACCCCGCAGAACUUCCAGGCAUAUGUCGAGAACUACCACAAGGGUGUUGGACACAACCUCUGGGUGACUGAGUACGCGUGCCAGAACUUCAACGGAGGUGCUCAGUGCUCUGAUGGCGAGACUUGGGCGCUCCAUCAGCAAAUGUCGAACUGGUUCGACCAGCAGGACUACAUUGAGCGUUACGCGCCAUUCGGUGUCAUGAAGCAGAUGCAGGGCGUCAACCAGUACAACGCGUUGAUGAACCCCGAUGGCUCGAUCACGUCUUUGGGUAACUGGUACAUCUGGAGCUCCUAG
Molecule: messenger RNA, 1308 nt
Organism: Dioszegia hungarica
Lineage: Eukaryota; Fungi; Basidiomycota; Tremellomycetes; Tremellales; Bulleribasidiaceae
Product: glycosyl hydrolase catalytic core-domain-containing protein
Exons: 10
Coding region: 1-1308 (435 amino acids)
Biological process (GO): fungal-type cell wall polysaccharide metabolic process
Cellular component (GO): fungal-type cell wall
Source: RefSeq, a predicted model, not a curated record